Molecule: messenger RNA, 1074 nt
Organism: Sturnus vulgaris (Common starling)
Lineage: Eukaryota; Metazoa; Chordata; Aves; Passeriformes; Sturnidae
Source: RefSeq, a predicted model, not a curated record
GCAACCUGUUCCAGUGUCUCACCACCCCCAGAAUAAAGAAUUCCUUGCGUAUUCUAAGCACCUUAAAUUUCCCGUCUUUCAGUUUGAACCAAAGGCAUUUGCAAUGUGCCCAGUAUGUGCAAAAGUGAGACCUGAGUGCUGGGCCUGCUGGAGUGGGUGGCUAAAGUGGCUGCACUACAGUGGUGCUUGGGCUGUCCUGUCAUGCAGAAGUUUUUAUUAAAAAAAACCUUCUUCCUAGGAUUGUCUUUUUAGACAGUGGUCUGAAGAAUGAUGUUAUUUGGUCCACAGGUAGCUAAAGCGUUAGCCAAAGGCAAGUGUAAAACCCUAAGCCCAUUAUCAGGAGAUUUAGAUUUGCUGCAUGAAGAUGUGAAUCUCCAAAUGUUAAUUUUAGGAUGCACAAAAUUAACAAGAUUGAAAAUCAAUGUGCCUAAGCUGGGAAUGUUAGGUGACACCAGAAGAGAUCAGUAAUAUUUACACCAGCUAAAAUUGAUGCUGUAAGACAAAGUGAGUGUGAAUUUGCAUUCAGUGAAGACAGCUCUUCAGUAUUUUUACAGAAAUUACACCUGUUUUUCAUUCUACUUCUAGGAAGUAUUCAACAUUAAGUAACAUGUCUUCCACCAAACCUCCAAAUGAAAAUGAAAUACCCAAAGAGAGAAAACCAGGACUGAGGAGUGUUCAGACAACUAUGCUUUUCCGAGCUGUGAACCCAGAGCUUUUCAUUAAACCUAAUAAACCUGUGAUGGCAUUUGGACUGAUUGCAAUUAGCCUCUGCGUGGCCUACCUUGGUUAUUUGCACGCAACAGCAGAGAAUAAAAAGGACCUCUAUGAAGCAAUUGACAGUGAGGGGUCCAGGUAUAUGAGGAGGAGAACUUCCAAAUGGGACUGAGAAUGUAAGAAAGGAAAUCAGUCACAGAACUUUUCAAGGCAAUUACUGUUUUUUCUCUUUCCCUUGAAAUAAUGGAUAAAUGUCUCUCUUGCUAUUUAAUCCUAUUCAAGUUCCUUUAUAAAAUGCUGUGCCUGUACAAAUAAACUGCAGUAAAGAUACCUGUAAAAAUAAAAGUGAUUUUAAGAAUU